AUGGCCACCACUUCAACCGUGAUGAAGUCGAGCGCGAUGAUGAACUGCUCUCAGCAGCAGCAGCAAAGAUCAUCGUCGUUGUCGAGCAGACGAAUCUCUUCUUCGAGCAAAAGAUCCAUCGGGGUCUCUUUGAACCGUAGAAAACAAAAUUCCUCUUCGUCUUCCAGAAAGGAAACCGUCGUCGUCUCGGCAUCUUCGGCCAAGAUUAAGGUUGUCGGAUGCGGUGGCGGUGGUGGUAACGCCGUGAAUCGCAUGAUCGAAGCUGGCGUCUCGGGCGUUGAAUUUUGGGUCGUAAACACGGAUGCGCAAGCGUUAGUGAACGCGCAAACUGUCAAUGUAUGUCAAAUAGGUGAACAAGUUACGAGAGGUUUGGGAUGCGGCGGGAACCCGGAACUCGGGGAAGUUGCCGCGAACGAAAGUCGAGAUAAAUUGAACGAAAUCGUGAAAGGAUCGGACUUGGUGUUCAUCACUGCUGGUAUGGGUGGUGGUACGGGCUCUGGAUCUGCCCCGGUUGUUGCGAGAAUGUCCAAGGAAGCUGGAAACUUGACGGUCGGCGUCGUGACGUACCCGUUCUCUUUUGAAGGUAGAAGACGCAUCGUGCAAGCGACUGAAGCUAUCGAUGCCUUGAGAAAAAACGUGGACACUUUGAUCGUCAUUCCCAACGAUCGCUUGUUAGAUGUGUGCCCGGAAGGCACCCCGUUGCAAGAGGCGUUCUUGUUGGCGGACGAUGUUCUCAGACAAGGUGUUCAAGGUAUUUCCGACAUUAUCACCGUCUCUGGUUUAGUCAAUGUCGAUUUUGCCGAUGUUAAAACCGUCAUGAAAGAUUCCGGAACCGCCAUGUUGGGUGUUGGUGUUUCUUCGGGUAAGAACAGAGCGGAAGAAGCCGCCGUGGCAGCCAUGUCUGCGCCGUUGGUUGAAAAUUCCAUCGAUAAAGCCACCGGUAUUGUCUUCAAUAUUUCUGGCGGUCCGGACAUGACGUUGCAAGAGAUCAACACGAUCUCCGAAGUCGUCACGGACAUGGCUGAUCCAAGUGCGAACGUCAUCUUCGGCGCAGUGGUCGAUGAUAAGUUUUCGGGUCAAAUUUCAGUAACAAUCAUAGCAACCGGUUUCACUCCUGCGAUGACGCAACGAGGUGGAUUUUCUUUUGAAGCUCAAGAGCAAGCGCCGCCGCCGCCACCGCAGCAGCCGCCGCAACAAAAGAGAGGGGGAUUCUUCGGGAGAUAA
Molecule: messenger RNA, 1224 nt
Organism: Bathycoccus prasinos
Lineage: Eukaryota; Viridiplantae; Chlorophyta; Mamiellophyceae; Mamiellales; Bathycoccaceae
Product: cell division protein FtsZ
Exons: 2
Coding region: 1-1224 (407 amino acids)
Biological process (GO): microtubule-based process; chloroplast fission; cell division
Cellular component (GO): cell division site; cytoplasm; chloroplast
Molecular function (GO): GTPase activity; GTP binding
Source: RefSeq, a predicted model, not a curated record